This is a messenger RNA of Pseudoliparis swirei, 5928 nucleotides long. It is a transcript of the gene rab27b, whose product is annotated as RAB27B, member RAS oncogene family. Gene Ontology annotation, molecular function: GTP binding; GTPase activity. The record is from RefSeq and is a predicted model, not a curated record. Gene Ontology annotation, cellular component: melanosome; secretory granule. The coding region runs from base 903 to 1559 and encodes 218 amino acids. The transcript is spliced from 6 exons. NCBI's taxonomy places the organism in Eukaryota, Metazoa, Chordata, Actinopteri, Perciformes, Liparidae. Gene Ontology annotation, biological process: positive regulation of exocytosis; melanosome transport.
CUGAAUCUGGGGAACUAACCAGUCAGUCGGAUUACCAGUGAGCCAACCGUUCAGCUGAUAAGGCAACCAGUCAGCUACUGGUUAGAAUCAGUUCGUUAGACAGACAGAGCUGGACUGGUUUGUCAGUGAGUAUAAGCCGGUAAUCGAGCAGACUGUAGGCUAGCCCAGUCAGUCAGCUACUUAGUUAGUUGGUCAAUAGAUUUUUAGUUAGUCAGUUAAUCAAUUAGUCGUUCGUUUGGAUAGUCCCUUAUGUUAGUUAGUUAGUCCGUUGGUUUUUCAAUUUGUGCAUUAUUUAGACUGCUAAUCAUUUAGUCGGUCAUUCAUUUAUUUAACUAGAUAGUCAGUUUGUUGGCAAUAGAGCAUUUUUGUUUAGUUUUUCAGUUUGUCUGUUAUUUAGUCAGUUAAUCAUGUAGUCAGUCAUUUAGGUAUUAAAUUGGGUAACCAAUCAGCCAGUCUGUUAUAUUUAGGAAUUUAUUCAGUAAAUUCUUUGUAUUCUCCUGUCAGUUGGUCAGGUACUUGGUCAGCAUUUCAUUCAGUUAUUUAGUCAGGAAUUUGAGUCAGAAUAACCACAAAGACAGUGAGCGAGGCAGAGCCAUUAGACGAGUCAUCCAUUUAUCCCUCCAGCCAGGCAGCGAGUCAGCUGGUGGGCGAGGGGAGUGGUUCUCUGCUGCGCUGCCUUCAGCUGAAUAGUAGUCAGCCAUCCAGUGAUCCAGUCUCUGUCAGUCAUUCGGUCAGUCAUUCGGUCGGUCGGUCAUUUGGUCAUUAAGUCAGUUGGUUGGUCGGUCAGUGGGUGUAGAUGCAGGGCUGCUGGUCAGCUGCUCUGGACGGCUCAUAUCUCCCUCAGGAUCUCACAGUGUGGAAUCAUCUAAGGAGCCACUGAGAGGUAUAUUGCAGGCAUCACUAUGACUGAUGGGGAUUAUGACUACCUUAUAAAGCUCCUUGCCCUAGGGGACUCCGGCGUGGGCAAGACCACCUUCCUGUACCGAUACACAGACAACAAGUUCAACCCCAAGUUCAUCACCACAGUCGGCAUUGACUUCAGGGAAAAGAGAGUGUUGUACACAGCAGCCAACCCCAAUGGGACGACGACGGGGAAGACCUUCAAGGUUCACCUUCAGCUCUGGGAUACAGCCGGACAAGAGAGGUUCCGCAGCCUUACAACUGCGUUCUUCAGGGAUGCCAUGGGGUUCCUGCUGAUGUUCGAUCUCACCAGCCAGCAGAGCUUCCUCAAUGUCAGAAACUGGAUGAGCCAGCUCCAGGCCAAUGCCUACUGUGAGAAUCCAGAUAUUGUGUUGGUAGGAAACAAGGCCGACCUGGCCGACCAGCGGGAGGUUCAGGAGAAACAGGCCAAGGAGCUGGCUGAUAAAUACGGGAUCCCGUACUUCGAGACAAGUGCAGCGACGGGGGCCGAGGUGGACAAGGCGGUGCUAACGCUGUUGGACCUGGUCAUGAAGCGGAUGGAGCAGUGCGUCGACAAGCCUCCUGCCGAUCCAGCCAAUGGGAACGGGGCUGCGAAGCUUGGCAAUAUGCAGCCCGAUGAAAAGAAAUGUGCAUGCUAGACCGAGGAAGCAAUGACCAGUCAGCACUUCUGUCGUCUGUCCUUUCUACUCGCCAGAUCCUCUACUUUGUUUACCUUCUCCGUCAUCUUGAUUGCAUGUGUCUUCAUCUUCCCCCGUUCGCCCUCUUCUCUAUAAAAAACUAAUCUUUAACCAUGCUCCUCUUUUUCUUUCUAUUCCCUGCUGUGUUCUUCUUUCUCCUCCAGAACUGUCUGCCAGAUGGUAAUGAGACAAGCUUCCCCCCUCUGGUGGUUAUUUGAAAGUAUUACAGUCUCUUCCCUGUCUGCCUUUGAGCUCUGUCAAGGAGGAAAUAAAAACAGGAGGGGAGAGUUUCAUCGCUGUCAGACACAUAAUGUGCCUUGGCUGUCUGAUGUGGGGCAUAAAGAGCUUACUGUCAGGCUGUGUGUCUGUAAAUAAGUCACUGUCCUCUUCUGAAACCGUGGUCUAUUUCACACUGUUCUUUUAUGCUGUACCCAUACUAGCUACAUAUGAUUCUUUUAGUUGUGUUUGGCUUGUCUGUUUGCUAAAACAUGCACGACAUUUGUGUUUAAUAUAUUGACCAGGGUGUCAUGGUGGAAGUUUUGACACUUGAGUGAGAUGUGCUGUUCACAGAUUAUUGCUAAAUAUUAGGCCAAUAUUAAACUUUAUAUUAGUAACAGUUAAUAAAACUUAGAGGUACGCCCCAAAACAAAGCAGAGGAGGUUAAAUGGCCUGUGUUGAGUAUUUUAGAUUUAGUAGAGUAGAUUGUUCAUGGUCACACGUUAAUGACUAUAAUGUAUAGCAGUAUCAUGUUAUUAAAAUUGUUUUAUUUUUAUUUUUUAUCAACACUUCAGUAAUUCAAUAUUAAUGUUGACCCUCAUUUUGGAACCUUCUGUUUGUACAUGUGAUGGCAGCUUAUGCAGCGAGCUGGCCACACACUAGACCAGCUUAUGCGAUCUAAGUCUAGUUAGCGGCCAUGUUGAUCAUACUUCCCUCUUACACGGCUGUCUCUCCAUUACAUCUUCAUGAUGGUGCCAGACUUGGCCGAUUUAUGAUUUGCAGAUAGUACGCCAUUCAUACUGUAGGACUAAUAUGGGUACAGCAUGGCACAUAUGAAGUGGAGAGAAAAAAGCCUCAAUGUAUGUUUAUCAUUCAUAGUGUCCCAAGACCAGGAUGUUGUUCCAGACUGAUCUACUGCCUUGGCUUUUAAAGCGUUAUUCCACUGUGGUGGAACAGACUUAGUCUCUGUAGGUGUUUGAGAUAAAUCUGCGACAGAAAACCGCGACUCUGGGAAGGCAAUGUCCCCUUUAUUCGCGAACACUUCGAGGAAAUAACAAAUAAUUUUACUCUGAAGCCUAAAAUAUAUACUGGCUUUUUACAAAUAGAACAAGCAGGUUAUGGAAGUCAACUCAAACGCAUUAAAUUAAAAGUUUAAAUUAACUUAUGAGUGGAGAGAAUGAUUGUAUCAGUCAGCUUUUCAUGGCAGCUGAUUUUCCACAGUGACCCCUCAUCUCUUUAGAACAGAUAAUCAGACAAAGUGAAAUAUCACUUUAAGGGCCCCCAUACACGACCAAUGUUCUAAGAAUAUGAAGUGACCAACUAUUUAUAUGAAUUACAUGUAAAACAUAGCUUAUUAUUUCUGUUGCCAUAAUUUCUGUUAUAUUCACAUCUCGAAAUUUAUAUUUGUAAUGUUGUGUUCUUAAACUCGGUUGUCUUAUUAACCCUCCCCAAAAAGUUAAAGUACAGGAAACAAGUGGGCUUAACAAUUGAAGUUAGUGUGGACCAGUUUUUAAAUUUGUGUUUGCUUCUUGUUGCUUAACACUUACUUUUUUCAUUGUAUAACAGACCAUAUAACUGCUGCUGAACUGUGCAGAAAACUUUAUGAAAUCGUGGCCUAUCGCUACUAAUUUCCAACAAGUUCAUCUCAAAAGGCUGCAUGUUUAGCACCAUGUGCACAAAAGAACAUCCGUCUUUGUAAUCCGUUUUGAUCUAAAUAGCUAUGAGUUCAAGAUGAUCUCUGUUCUAAGUGCAACUCGACAGUAUUCAUUAUGUCAAGUGACAACUUGAUCUGCCUUACUUCAUGAAAAGUCUUGAUCCGAGUUAAAGUGCACCAGAAACGAGGGAAAUGAUGGUUGCGCUUGCCACCUGCUGGCAGCUAAAUCCUUAUUUAUUUCCUUCAGUGAGCAAAGGGGAGGUUUUAUAGAGCAGUCCUCAGCUGCAUAAAAGUAGGAUUACUGUAGGUUGGUUUGCAAAUUUUACUGAAACCAGGGGCUGCCAGAUGGGUCAAAACAAAGUAAUGCUAAGUAUACGAUGAGUGUGGCUUAUUAAUGGUAAAACACUGCUGUAGUCAUUUUAAAGAUUAUAAUUUAUUGAUUAAAUCCUCUUUUGCGCACUUGCAGGAGCCAUAAAAAAAGUUUAAAGAAUCAUGGGGCUUUGGUUUCACCUAACCGUCACCUAUGUUUAUUUUACCAGUGUGCCAAAUUUACGAAAGAAAAAACAUCACAAACAAGCAUUUUGUUUUCAUCAGACCUCAUUCUGCUGUCUGCACAGAGGAAAAACUGGCUUCACAAAUAGAAAAAUAUUCAAUCCAAAAAUAUUUUGUGUUGACAAAGUCACCUCCCAACAGGUGAUCUCAGUGCCAUAUCUCACCGCUUUUGUGAUUUCAGUCUGUCAAAAUAUGAAUUUGCUGCCUGUGAAGACAAAAGAAGCUGGCUCACGUUGUGCCAUUCUCUCCCAAUUGUUCCAAGGAAAUGCUGUAUUUCUAUAAUUUUGGUUUGUUUGUUAAUCAACUUACUGUUUUUUGUCAUCAGUAGAUUUGACCUUUUAAUUUUGGUCAUGUAAUUGUAAUGUACAGGUUACAUAUUUCUAAACACUUACAGACGCAACAUGGUGGAAUCCUCUCUACAUUCUCUUCUAGUUUUAUUUUGUUUGUUUCCUUGGACCCAAUUUCCACUAAUGAAGCAAGUCAUGUUACAGUUAAGCAAGUUGUUAAAGCUGCAGUAAAUUAUUACUUUUUUUGAUAACUUUGGUGGGUUGGAACGAGCUAAGAACGAAACAUUAACAACUCUCCAGAGUUGUGAAACAUGUUCAUCCCUUUGGAGUAUAGUUUAAGUGCUUCUGAUGAAACGUAUUCCACUGUUCACACUUCUUAAAUUAGUUUUGGUCUCCAUCAACUCCUGAGAAGAAUAUAUCUGGCUCUUUGACUGCUAAAUGUUCCAGUCACGUCUUAAGCAAGAUGCAAACUUUGUCCGUCUGCUGUUUGCAGCUGGACAGAUAUGUAUGGUGGUUUUAUUCCAGUUUGUUUGGUGAAAAUAGAAGGGGGUUGUGACACUAAAUGUGCCAUAAAGCCAAAACAAUAAGUUAAAAGAGGCUAAAGAUCUCCGUAUUAUGAGGCAUCAUUCACUAUGAGUAGCAUCUUUCACAUUACACAAUCUGUUGUUACUAUACAACUUAGACUAGUGCAGCUUUAAAAUGUGUCAUAAGUGUCUUUUAAAAGUCUAAAAGCUUACCAAGUGUUAAUUAUCAAUCAAGGUUGUAAUUAAAACAUCUUUGAAAAGUGUCCAUGUUUUUGGUUAAAAGUAUAGGUAAUCUGUUUAAAUCAUGAAAUGAUUCUUUGCAGCCUUAUUUGUCAAUAUGACUGGUUUAUUCAUUUAAUUUAGUUUAUUAAUAACUAAAGUAGGUAACAACUGGAUCUACCGGGAAACUUAGAAAAUUAAGCAAGGACACAAUGAACUCCUUAAAAUGCAUCUGCAGCACCACGUACAUUUUUUGUGUGGUUUGACUCUAUAUUUCCAGUGCGCCUCACCUCUAGAUGGACAAUGCCUUUUAUUGUGACAAUCUUCCAACGUAAUUUUUCAGCUUCUAUCGCAGCCUGCGUUUUUCCUUUCAUUUAGCAUUCAGCUGUGCCACUGGUAUAUCUGAUGUUCACUUUCUUGAUUCAUGUUUUAGCAUAGAGCAUCUCUUACAUGUUUUUUUUGGUAGUUUUUUAAUUCACUUUGAAAGUUUACACAGUUUGAAGAGUCAUGUUGUGCCUGUUACUAACUCUUCUGUCUGAUCCUCUGUAAAGUUGAUGAGCUCCUAAAUAUUCAAUGCAUUAUAGAUUAUAGUUUACCAAGCAGAGGAAAAAGAGACCAGAAGUUGUGAUGUGUUUGUGCUCAAUAUAUCAAAACAACUAAUCAAUCCAAGUACCUCGAAGAGCUUUUAUUUUUGGAAAUCCUCUGUGUGAAUUCUCACUGAUGCCUGCGGUUUAUACACGUUUCUUCAGUUUUUUCACUGUGUCUAUCGAUGCCUGUGUGUGUUUGUUGUAACAUCAGCAUGUUUGACACAAUAAGAAUGAAAAUACCUGUGAUGUGUUUAAUGUUUCCGAGCUGCAAAUAAAUCUUUGUUUGUUUUA